Messenger RNA from Recurvomyces mirabilis, 1833 nucleotides. RefSeq lists its product as uncharacterized. The transcript is spliced from 2 exons. Lineage: Eukaryota; Fungi; Ascomycota; Dothideomycetes; Mycosphaerellales; Teratosphaeriaceae. The record is from RefSeq and is a predicted model, not a curated record. Gene Ontology annotation, biological process: transmembrane transport. Bases 1 to 1833 code for a protein of 610 amino acids. Gene Ontology annotation, cellular component: plasma membrane. Gene Ontology annotation, molecular function: transmembrane transporter activity.
AUGAAUAAGCACACCGACGUUGAAAAGGUCGAGCAUGCCCCACGCAGACUCAGCAUCACCGGGUCUGUAGGGAGUCGGAGGAACAGCGUUCGUGCAGUGGACUAUGUCGACCACCGCGACGGUGACGAUCGUGCCGAAGUCGCCAAAGGCCGUGACGCUGGCGGUUUCAACGACAAGUACUGGUACUCUGCAAACUUCAUCGGCACUCUGCUCGCCAUCGGCUUCUCCUUCAUGGCUGGCAUCGGUGGAUAUGGCCUGAUCGCACCCGUCCUUUCCGAGAUCAAUGCAGACAUUGGACCUUCGCCAAACAUCUACUGGAUCCCGCUGGUGAAUCUUUGCGGUGGCUGCGUGUUCUUCCUCCUCGUCGGUCGCCUUUCCGACAUCUUCGGCCGCCGAUGGUUCUUCAUCGCUGGCUCGGUGAUCUCGCUCAUCGGUACAAUAAUCGGCUCGCAGGCGAAGAACGUGAACACACUCAUCGGUGCACAAGUCUUUAUCGGCAUUGCGGCUUCUUGCCAGCUCAGCUUUUUCUGGAUUGUUGCGGAAAUUGUGCCUAUGAAAUGGCGCUAUAUCGCCAACGGAUACACAUACUUCAUGACGACACCGACCAGCCCUCUGGCCUCCAUCGUCGCCUUCAGCAUCCAGAACAACACCAAGGGUCAGUGGCGCAACAGCUUCUACUUGUUGACAGCGCUGAAUGUGGUCUCCAUUGCACUCUUCUACUUCUUCUAUCACCCACCAUCGUUCGGCCUGUUGCAUCAAGAGAAGACUGUUCGACAGCUGAUCCUUGAAUUCGAUUGGGUUGGUGUCAUCUUAUUCAUCGGAAGCCUUUGUAUCUUCAUCUUUGGACUGAAUUGGGGCGGUACGCUCUACCCUUGGCUCUCCGUCCAAGUCAUCACCACUAUGGCUAUCGGAGGUGUCGUCCUCUUCUUCAUCCUGCCUGUCUAUGAAGUCUGGAUUUCCAAGAAGGGCAGAGAGCCGUACCUACCAAUCCAUCUGUUCAAGAACAUCCGUUUCAUGGCCGCAGCAUGGAACACGGGUAUCGGAGCUUGCGUCUACUACGGUGCGGCUAUCGUGUUCCCACAGUGCGUCACCGUUCUCUAUUACGGAGCUGGCAAGAUUAGCAAGAAUGAGAUUGGCGUUUAUGCUGGUCUUCUCAACAUGGCUUUUGUAUUCGCCCAGAGCUUGCACGGCUUCAUCGUCUUGGGCACCCGAGGACCGAAGUGGGCCAUGAUUGGUGCCGCCGUCAUCGCUGCACCACUCCUUAGCGCGGCUGCCUACGAUCUUGACAACAAGGCUUUGACUUGUGGUCUGCUCUUCACUGGUGCUUUCGCAAUGGGCGUAGUGGAAUCCGUGUCCAUCACAACUUCGACCUUCCCACUUCGGUCUCAGGAGGAGAUCGGACAAGGCGGUGGACUCAGUGGCAGUAUCCGCAAUUUCACAUCAGCUAUCGCCAUUGCCGUCUACGUCUCAACCUUAAAUAACCGCCUGGCAACCACUAUCCCAGCCAACCUCGGACCCUUGGUCAAUGAGGGGUUGCCAGCAGACUCACUCAAGUCCCUCAUCGCUGCCGUGACUGGUACAGGCACAUUCGAUGCUGUAGCUGGCUUGACACCCGCGCUCCAGACUGCCGCGCAGGUUGCCUACCGCAUGGCCUUCAAGCAGGCUGCGAGCACCGUCUUCUUGGUCGUACUUGCCUUCUCCGGCCCAGCCAUCAUCCUGGCUUUGUUCACGCAGAACAACGAUCCGGCUACAGAGCAUUACGUCGCUGGCAACCUUCAUGCUGAGCAGGAUGCUAAGGCCGUGGACGGGAAAACCGGGAACUGUAGCAUCUAG